Molecule: messenger RNA, 1535 nt
Organism: Phanerochaete carnosa HHB-10118-sp
Lineage: Eukaryota; Fungi; Basidiomycota; Agaricomycetes; Polyporales; Phanerochaetaceae
Exons: 1
Coding region: 87-461 (124 amino acids)
Source: RefSeq, a predicted model, not a curated record
UGACGUGUUCCAUUACCGCUACCGCACCCGAGGCACCAACGUUCGAAAGUUCUGGAUGGGAGGAUAUCCUGCGAGAUCUCGGCGCUAUGGAAGCGCCUGACCUCCACGAACUCACUAUAAAUGUCUUGCUUUUAGAGCUGGGAUACUGGGGAGAAGACGCGGCCGCUCCUGAAGCCACCUUUGCACAUGCCCUUGCAUCACACCUCCAGAAACAGGAGUGGGAUACACUACGUGGCAUCCUCAGGCGACGUCCGAAGCUGCGGAAGCUGAAGCUGGUCGUCGCUGCGGACGACGGCUGGUCUUCGUUCCAGUACAUGGUGCCGUAUCUGCAUUGCUCCGGCGGAGUUAUGCAAGAAAUCGCAUCGAAGUUUCUGGGUAGUAAGGUGGAGAGCAUUCUGGAGGUAAUAACAGAACAUCGGCGGAACCAGAUAGUGGAUGGGGUCGUCCGCUAUUACCCAUAACUAUUGUUGAUCUGCUGUGACAGCCUAUUUAACACUUAAGAUCGCAGACUUAUAUGCCCAGUGAUGUGCUGUACUCAUGUCUACUAGGUAUCGUUAUAGACUAUUAUUCGCAAAUUAUUCGUUUUGAAAGCGUCACUCAUCUUAUGUGGUAGUGGUAGCAUAGGUCGUACAGCGUAAGAGUUUGACAAAACUUGAUGACCCACUCCUCGAACGUUCCCCAGACGAGCGCAUCCGGACCGUUAUGCCAUCCAUCUCCUAUUCUAGGACCAUGGGCACAGAGCCGUCGGCCUUGUUACUAGUCAACAGUCAUAUACGCUGCUGGAAUGGCCAUGUCAGCAGGAGGCAAUUUCGGAUCAGUCACGGCGCCAAGGGAAAUGACUCGCUUUGAAGAAUGUUUGAAGAGGUAACGAGAAAAGAGGAAGGAGGACGCGUGACUGCCGUAAGACCUAUGAGCUAGUAUAUGAAAGAGAAUAACGGCUGCACAGCCAAUAACAGAGAGGAAUACAGGCUUACACGCGCGCCACCCCGAGGGACAGAUACGGUGCUUGCAAAGCUGACGCACACAGGGAUGAUGUUGGUCUUCUAUUUCUGCGAGCCGGCAAAGUUCCAGAUCAGCAGGGCCUCAACUCACAACAUGCAUCACUUUAGACCGCACUGAGCGACCGCUGACGCGCCCAGUGUCUCGAGGCAACUAGACCUAAGACCUCCGGCAGUAGCAAGCUUCCGCUGUUCCCCAUAAUGGGAACGGGAACUAGCAGAGUAGUUGCAGUAGUGGAUCACAACCGCAGCCGUUCGCCCAGACUGUUAUCCAAUCGCCGACCACAUCCGAAGCGGUUGCGGUGGUCUUCCAUAGCAGCUCUUGUAGGAUGUCUAUCUCCAGCCGGAGGGUCCGCUGGUGUUUAUCCCUUGGUGGCAUCACAUCGGUACGUUCUUAGUGCACAUAUAAGGGCGUAGCUCUGCAGAGACAUGUCAUAUUAGCGGAUGCGCAAGAGCGGGGUGAUGACGCUGACGCCUUCUCAUUCUGCAGUAAGCGGCCUAUCAUGUCGCUCUCCAGUCUCAGCGACGGAUUUCUCA